AUGCAAAUUGGUAUGAAAGAAAAUGCAAUCGAGUCUCGUAAAAAGAAUACAAUGGUGAUGAAUGUGGAAUAUCUGUCGAAGAGUGGAGAGGAUGUGAAAAGAGGGGCUUUGUUGAAAUUGAUCUUGCUCUUCGGUCUUGGGCUUGGGCUUGGUAUCUCAAAGACCGAAGCAGCACUUAUAUUUUGCGGUUAUUGGUAUUGUGUAGUAGGUAGUGAAGUGUGGUGUGUAGUGAAGUGUGGUGUAAGAGUUAUGGAAGGAAUGGAGGAAUGA
This is a messenger RNA of Sclerotinia sclerotiorum 1980 UF-70, 270 nucleotides long. RefSeq lists its product with no specific name. Bases 1 to 270 code for a protein of 89 amino acids. The transcript is spliced from 4 exons. The record is from RefSeq and is a predicted model, not a curated record. NCBI's taxonomy places the organism in Eukaryota, Fungi, Ascomycota, Leotiomycetes, Helotiales, Sclerotiniaceae.